Podarcis raffonei (Aeolian wall lizard) is the source of this 3717-nucleotide messenger RNA. RefSeq names its product zinc finger protein OZF-like. The transcript is spliced from 6 exons. The record is from RefSeq and is a predicted model, not a curated record. Lineage: Eukaryota; Metazoa; Chordata; Lepidosauria; Squamata; Lacertidae. The coding region runs from base 424 to 2127 and encodes 567 amino acids.
GCCCGAGAGGCAUUUAAUGCAAGUCCCCCCCCCACCCCUUAUUUUUCAUUUUUUUAAAAAAAGGUUUAAUUCGAAUCCUUUCCACUGACGAUCAGUUUUGCAUGCUGAAGAUCAGUCGCAGCGCCAUCCUAGGCUGGUCUACUCUGGAGCAAGCUCCGUGGGGUUUGCUCCCAGGUAAGUGUGCGCAGGAUUGCAGCCUUAAUGCGGAUUAGCGGCCCCCUUCGUGCAGGCUGGACCAUUGCCCGGCCGUGUUUGCGGUGGGAAAGCUCUUCUGUAGCAAAAGUGGACAGGUGCUGUUGUUUUGUUUCAAGGAAGACUUUUGAGGAUGUGGCUGUGUGAGUUUCAUGGAAGUGUGAUGAAGAUCUGAUGCACUCAGACAGAUGAAUUCUAUCCUGGGUGGUCCUGCAAGAAAAUCACAGGAAUAUGGCCUCUCUGGAGUUUCCUAACGUGACCAUAAAGCUGGAAGACGAAGAUGAGAUGCCAUGGCUCCCGAAUAACCAGGGAUCAGAGGAUAUUAAGAAUUUCCCAGGCGACCGCUCAGCAGGAUUCCCUGUUCCUAAAACUGAAGUGGUCCAUGGGGGAGAUCCUUGGAUCCCAGAGCCUGUUUUGGAGGAAAAAGAGAUCCCAGCAGACUACGGCUCGGAGCUUCCGGAUGUGAUAAUAAAGUUGGAACAAGAAGAGGUGCCGUACGUUCCCUGCCGCCCGGUUUCGGAGGCCAGUGUGACAUUCCAGGAGGCCCACUCAGGAGAUGGACGUGACAGAAUAUUCAUGGGAGAAAUGCCAUAUUACUCAGGCUUUGGGAGAAGCUUCGGCGACAAACAAGGCCUUAUCAAACACGAGAGCCAACACCCCACAGAGAAACCACACAAGUGUUCCUGCUGCUCUAAAAGCUUCAUGAAAAGAUCCAACCUUCGCACACAUGAGAGAAUCCACACGGGAGAAAAGCCAUUUCGGUGCUCCGAGUGCGGGAACAGCUUCAGCGACGGAUCCAGCCUUAUUCGGCAUAAGCGGAAACACACGGGCGAGAAACCCUACAGUUGCUCAGUCUGUGGGAAACGGUUCAAUCAGAGCUCCAGCCUUAUCAGGCACGAGAGAAGCCACACUGAGCACAGACCUUACAAAUGCUUAGAGUGUGGUAAAAGAUUCAACCAGAGUUCGACCUUGGUCAGACAUGAGAGGAUCCAUAGAGAACAAAAACUCUUUAAAUGUCCGGAUUGCGACAAAAGAUUUAUUCAGACUGCGAGCCUCCUUGCACAUCAGAGAAUCCACCGGGGCGAAAAGCCGUAUAGCUGCUCCGUGUGUGACAAGGGCUUUGUUCAGAGAUCAAACCUCCUCAUUCACGAGAUGAAACACACCGGCUUGAAACCGUUCAAAUGUUCAGACUGUGGGAAAGGGUUCAAUCAGAACUCGAGUCUUGUCAUACACAGGAGAAUCCACACCGGAGAAAAACCAUACAAUUGUUCCCACUGCAGGAGACCUUUCAGCGACAAAUCGAGCCUUAACAAACACGAGAGAGCCCACAGAGGGGACAAGCCGUUUAAGUGCUCCACUUGUGGGAAAAGCUUUGUCCGGAGGUCACACCUUCUCACACACGAGAGAAUCCACACGGGAGUGAAGCCGUUCAAAUGUUCAGACUGCGGGAAAAGCUUCAGCAGCCGCUCGCAUCUGAUACGGCACGAGGGGACUCACACGGGCGAGAAGCCUUAUGAUUGCUCUUUCUGCGGGAAGAGCUUCAACCGGAAGUCCAACCUGACGAAUCACGAGAGGACGCACACGGGAGAGAAGCCCUAUCGGUGCUCCGACUGCGGGAAAAGCUUCAGCGACAGGUCGAGCCUCAUCAAGCACGAGAGGAUCCACACGGGAGAGAAGCCCUACAGCUGCGCGGCCUGCGAGAAAAGCUUCAGCGACAAGUCGAGCCUCAUCAGGCACGAGAGGAUCCACACGGAGGAGAAGCCUUAUAAAUGCUCGGAUUGCGGGAAGGGCUUCAACCAGAGCUCAAGCCUCAUCGUCCACGAGAGAACCCACACGGGGGAGAAGCCGUUCAAGUGCUCGGACUGCGGGAAAGGCUUCAUCCGGAGAACGAUUCUCAACAAGCACGAGAGAACCCACACUGAGGAGAAGCAAUGAAAGAAGGCCCGGACUGCGAACGGGGCUCGGGUCGUCUAAGCUGUGAAGAAACUCCGCUGGAAUGAGACUAUUAGGACUGAUAUAGUGGUAGCGAUGCAGCUGUGAAACAAGAAGUCCCUGGUUUGGUGAGAUCGCCUCUGUCGUGAUCUCAGGUCACCGUAGGCGAGCCAGUUCUCCCAACCUUUGGAACGUGGAUUCACACCUGGGCUGUGGCCCAACACAGAAUUAGGCCUAAUUAAAAUCCACUGAUUAGAGUGAGCCGAACAUGCUCAACCCCAACGUCAGAUGGGUUAUGAUCCUCAUGUUUUUCCAGGGUGGGGAAAAUGUCUGUGUUGGGGGAGGGAAAUGGGCGAGGGGCUCAAAACCAGGUAUAGGCAGACUUCAGGCUUGCUGGUUCUAAUUAUUAUUAUUAUUAUUAUUAUUAUUAUUAUUAUUAUUACAUGAGCUUUGUUUUUUAAAAAAAUCCAUCUAAAAGGCUAUCUAUAGCAGGGAAGAAAAACAGACAGAAGCCGCCCCCCCAUAUUAACCAGUUUAAUUGUGUUGCAAUUGUGUUGUAAGGAAAAUCACCUAUAAAGCCUUUUCCAACUGCUCUUGAACAAGCUGAAAUGGGUGGAGAAGUGGGAAUAUUUUCCACAGUGGACUGGCAAUGGGAGUGGAGUUUCAAUAUAAAUGACAAAACAGCCCAUUUCCCCUCACCUUGGUAUUCCGAGUUGGGUUCUUAGCUUGCCCAACACCGAAUUAGGCCUCUUCUGCACUAUACAUUUAAAGCAGUAUUGUAUCACUUUAAACAGACAUGACUUUCCCCUCAGAGCUUUCUGAGAACUGUGCUGUGUUUUUUAGACCCUUAUUUCCCCUAGAAAACUACAUUUCCCAGAAUUCCCUCCAAAGGGGGCUUGACUGUUAAACCACUCAUAAGAUGGCAGCUCUGUGACGUAAACACAGAAUUGUUAGGUGACCCCUGUUCCCCAAAUCUGAGAGUCCAUUCCUUUUCCCAUGGAACUCUGGGAAUUGUAGCUCUGUGAGGGGAAUGGGGGGGUUCCCCUAACUGCUCUCAGGGCCCUUCACAAACUACAGUUCCCAGGAUUCCUUGGGGGAAGAAGCUAUGACUGUUUAAAGUGGUGCGAUACGGCUUUAAAUUUAUAAUGUAGAUGGGGGCCUUACUUUCACCCUUGAGCCUCACCAACUAAAUCCAGGAGCAAAAUAUGGGUGAUGCGGGCGGCGCUGUGGUCUAAACCACUGAGCGUCUUGGGCAUGUGAAGCAGAAGGUCAGCAGUUCGAAUCCGCACAACGCGGUGAGCUCCCGUUGCUCUGUCCCAGCUCCUGCCAACCUAGCAGUUCAAAAGCACACCAGUGCAAGUAGAUAAAUAGGUACCACCGCGGCAGGAAGGUAAACGGCGUUUCCGUGCGCUCUGGCACUUGUCACGGUCCUCCAUGCGCCAGUAGUUUAGUCAUGCUGGCCACAUGACCCAGAAAAGCUGUCUGUGGACAAACGCCGGCUCCCUCGGCCUGAAAGCGAGAUGAGCGCCGUAACCCCAUAGUCGCCUUUGACUGGACCUAACCAUCCAGGGGUCCUUUACCUUUACCUUUUUU